AAUAAUGAUAAUGUCAUUCAUAAAUCCAAAAGCUAAAGAGAGAAAACAACGCUUUAUUUAUCUAUCCCAAUUAAUCCAUCCAAAUCCCAUCUAAAUUCUAUUAACAAUAUGCUAGAUCCAGCCUCAGAUCUGCUACCGCCGACGUCCUCCCCCACCAUCUCCUCCGUCUCCUCCUCUGAUCUCGACACCGAGUCGACAGGGUCUUUCUUCCAUGAUAGAAGCACUACAUUGGGAACAUUGAUGGGAGUGAGUUUUCCGGCUAUCACUUUUCGAGCUCCUUCCCGGCACCAUCGCGAGACGCAACAGGCAAGCGCCGGCUCGGAUCCGGCGACGGCGUCGAAACCCAAGAAGAGGAGGGCGCUCACGGCGGCUUUCGGGUCGGAGCUUCUAGGGAGGCGGCGAAGGAAGUGGUGGCAGAUAUGCAGGGACGGGGAUUCAAAGCCCGCUUCACUCGGAGAGUUCCUGGAGGUGGAGAGGAGGUUCGGAGACGGCGCGUUUUACGGUGCGGAGGCGGAGCUUGAGGGAGUGAUUGGGACUUCGCACGAUGAGCAUCAUGAUGCGAGGAAAGGACGGUCGUUGUUUGCUGAUGGGAGGGUGUUGCCUCCUGCGUCGGUGGCUUCUCAUCCGGCCGAUGAUGAUGAUGAAGAAGAUGAAAAGGCAUCGACGGCCGGGGCUCUUUGUAGAUUCCCGGUGUCGCUCACGGGGAUAUGUAGCGGUGGCGUUGGAUAAAGUGUACCCCUUUUGACUUGUCUGCUCACCCUUCAAUAUUUUUU
Hibiscus syriacus is the source of this 773-nucleotide messenger RNA. RefSeq lists its product as uncharacterized. The record is from RefSeq and is a predicted model, not a curated record. Lineage: Eukaryota; Viridiplantae; Streptophyta; Magnoliopsida; Malvales; Malvaceae. Bases 109 to 729 code for a protein of 206 amino acids. The transcript has 2 exons.